ACGCCAUUGCUGCCCUUCCCUUGGAGCACAAGAACGCAAACAUAAAUAGCAAGAAGCUGAGAAAAGCAAGAACUCAAGCACCAUCCACUCCAGUUGCUUGCCUCCGUUGAUUGACUUGUCACGCCAGGAAGGAGGAGAUGAUGAAGGCAAUGUCCGGGCCGAAGAUACUGAUCGUCCACCCGUCGUCGAACAAGUUCGGGAAAGGGGCGGCGUCCAUGUCCGGUCGCUCCUUCUGGCUCGUCGUGCUUCUCGCGGUGUUCGGCAGCGUGUCCCUGCUCACCGUCUUCUCCACGGCGCGCGCUGCGUCCGGCGCGGCGCCACCGCGGGUCACGUUCGCGGUCGCCGCUGACGCCGCCUCGGCGGGGGCGAGCGGAGGACGGCUGCCGGCGCACGUGUUCGACGCGCUGGUGCGGUACGCGGCGGCGGCGGGGGCGAACUCGACGGCGAGCAUGCCGGAGGAGGACGUGCGCGCGAUCGCGUCGGUGCUGCGCCGCCGCGCGCCGUGCAACCUCCUGGUGUUCGGCCUGGGCGCGGAGACGCCGCUGUGGCGCGCGCUGAACCACGGCGGGCGCACCGUGUUCCUGGACGAGAACCCGUUCUACGUGGCGCACAUGGAGGGCGCGCACGGGCCCGGGCUGGAGGCCUACGACGUGGCCUACGCCACCGCCGUGCGCGAGCUCCCGGACCUCCUGGACGCCGCGCGCGCGUCCAGGCGCGCCGAGUGCCGGCCCGUGCAGAACCUGCUCUACUCCGAGUGCCGCCUCGCCAUCACCGACCUGCCCAACGCGCUGUACGAUGUGGCGUGGGACGUCGUCCUCGUCGACGGGCCCCACGGGUAUGCCGAGGGGUCGCCGGGGAGGAUGGCGGCGAUCUACUCGGCGGCGGUGAUGGCGCGGACGAGGGGGACGGAGACGGACGUGCUGGUGCACGACUUCCAGAGGGAGGUGGAGAGCGUGUGCGCCAAGGAGUUCCUCUGCGAGCAGAAUCGGAUGGAGGGGACCAGCACGCCGUCGCUCGGUCACUACGUCGUGCGCGGUGGCGCCGCCGCCGGCCGGGAGGACUUCUGCUCGGCGCCUGCCACCAAGAAGGCGAACUAG
Lolium rigidum is the source of this 1097-nucleotide messenger RNA. RefSeq names its product protein IRX15-LIKE-like. The transcript has a single exon. The record is from RefSeq and is a predicted model, not a curated record. Bases 138 to 1097 code for a protein of 319 amino acids. Gene Ontology annotation, biological process: xylan biosynthetic process. Lineage: Eukaryota; Viridiplantae; Streptophyta; Magnoliopsida; Poales; Poaceae.